CGGCUCCGCGACAAGUGGAUGGAGUUUCAAGGGAUCAAGAACUGGGAGGGACUGCUCGAUCCCCUCGACGACGAUCUCCGUAACGAGAUCCUCCGCUACGGUGAGUUCGUCGAAGCAGCUUAUCGCUGCUUCGACUUCGACGUCACUUCAUCCACUUACGCCACGUGUGUAAAUCCCAAAACCUCAAUAUUAUCUAAUAAAAAAGGGUACACAGUGAAAAGGAACCUGUAUGCCACAUGCGGGAUCCAGCUGCCAGAAUGGACAGACAGGCUACCAGACUGGGUGUCCAUUCAGUCCAGCUGGAUCGGGUACGUGGCGGUUUGCGAUGAUGCAGACGAGAUCGCCCGCCUGGGAAGGCGCGACGUGGUCAUUGCGUACCGUGGCACCGCCACGUGUAUGGAGUGGCUCGAGAAUUUACGCGCCACGCUGGCGUGCCUGCCAGACGACAUGGCGCCCGACAGCUGUGAGUCAAUGGUGCAGACCGGUUUCCUGAGUCUGUACACGUCUGGUAGCCCGAGCUUGCAACAAGUGGUCCGGGAGGAGAUUAGUAAAAUCCUCCGGGAAUACGGCGGAGAGCGGCUGAGCAUAACGGUGACGGGGCACAGCCUGGGGGCGGCGCUGGCGACGCUGACGGCGCACGACAUAAAGGCGACGUUCGAGGAGGCGCCGCUGGUGACGGUGGUGUCGUUCGGGGGGCCGAGAGUGGGGAACGGGAGCUUCCGGAGGCAGCUGGAGAAGAGGGGGACGAAGGUGCUGAGGAUCGUCAACUCCGACGAUCCGAUAACUAGAAUGCCGGGAUUCGUGGUGGAUGAGAACAAAGCAAAGCUUUGGUGGCUGAAGAAACACGGGGCGUAUGCGGAGAUAGGGAAGGAGCUGAGGCUGAGCAGCAAGGGCUGCCCGCAUCUCAGAAACAGGGGAGUUGCCACGUGUCACGAUCUCAAGACGUAUUUGCACUUGGUUGACAAUUUUGUGAGCUCAAAUUGUCCUCUCAGAGCAACACUUCUCAACCUCAAGGGAUCUAAUUAA
This is a messenger RNA of Salvia splendens (bonfire salvia), 1026 nucleotides long. Its product is annotated as phospholipase A(1) DAD1, chloroplastic. Lineage: Eukaryota; Viridiplantae; Streptophyta; Magnoliopsida; Lamiales; Lamiaceae. The record is from RefSeq and is a predicted model, not a curated record. The transcript has a single exon. Gene Ontology annotation, biological process: lipid metabolic process. Gene Ontology annotation, molecular function: glycerophospholipase activity. The coding region runs from base 19 to 1026 and encodes 335 amino acids.